Messenger RNA from Tetrahymena thermophila SB210, 7128 nucleotides. RefSeq names its product transmembrane protein, putative. The record is from RefSeq and is a predicted model, not a curated record. The transcript has 15 exons. Lineage: Eukaryota; Ciliophora; Oligohymenophorea; Hymenostomatida; Tetrahymenidae.
AUGUAAUCAAUAUAAAACCUAAAUGCUUAAAUAUGUUAAGCAUUUUCUAGGUAGCACCUGCCUAGAUUUUUUGAUGGCUACUAUGCUUCUAAUUAUUUGAAGUUGCCUAACACUAAUAUACUUUUGAUAAAUACUAUAUCUUAUUAAAAUUCCGUAGAAUCUUCGAGUAUAGUAUAUUACAAUGAUAUUUCUAGUGGAACUGAUAAUAUUUUAAAUGUGGUUAAACCUAACUAUGUUAUAGUUCAGAUGGAGUAUAUACUCUAAAGAAAUAAAAUUUUAGUUCUAAAUGCAGAAUAGCUAAUAUACGCAGAUCCUUAUACUCUUGAAUCAAAAUAAACACUACCAUACAGUAGAUUAAAAAGAAUGCAUUUCAUCAAAGGAUCUAACUACUGUGUUUUAUAAACAUCUCUAUUUUUAUUAUAUAUUGUUGACUUUGUAGAAGGAAAAUAAAUUCUAGCAUUGGAUAUUUUACCUUUUAAUUCUGAUUAUGGUAAUUAUAUUACUUCUGCAAAGAUAUUUUAGCUAUAAAACGGUUAGAAUUUUAUAGCAGUAAUUGAUUUGUAUGGUGCUUAUACUUGGUCAAUUGAUUUUAAAACUUUUAAAUUUUCAUUCAAUGGAUAUUAUUCGCAAUAGUAUCCCUAAAGUAUCUCUAAUUAUAGAUUAAUAGAUUUCCACAAGAGUUAUGAUAUUAUAUUUUUAGCAGGAGUCUACUAUGAAAUCAGUGCUUUCUAGAUCAUUAACUUAUAAACGAAUUAGAUAAAAUUAAUAUAGACUAAUUAACUACCAAAUAGUAAUUCAGGAGAUGUUUUUCUCAGUUUAAGCUUUAUAAAUUCUUAAAAUAAUUAAGGCAGUUUAUACCUAAGUAGCUAGGCGUUUAUUUAUAGAAUAGAUUUAAAUUUUUUAUAUAAUUAGAAUACAAAUACGUUUGAUUCUUUUAGCUUUACUAAUAUCAAUAAACCUUUUACUGUUUAACCACCUGGAUAUCAAUAUUAUGAAUGGUGUCAUUUGGAAGAAAGUUAAUAAUUUUUAAUACCAUUCGACACUGGAUACUUUUACUAAUCAGCUCUAUUUGUUUAUUCAUAUAAUACGAACACAUAGCUCACUCGUUUUAGUUUUACAAAAAUAUUUAGUUUCUAACUAAAUUAAGAAAUAUACUUUGUUGUUCCUAGAUUAAAUUAAAUUUUACUCACUAAAGAUUCUCCAAGUAACCUAUAAUCUCUCCGUUCUUUUCCUCUUUUUUAGGAAAUCAAAGCAAGAUAAAAUACCUUUUUUUCUGUUAAAAACUGUAAUAAUUGUUUUGUUGGUAUGUUUGAUGAUACAUACUUAGGAUUUUAUAAAGUAAUGGACUACUCAUUCACCCCUUAAGUAUACGAUUUAAGUAAGUUAAAUCUUAAUGUAGAUUAAAUAAGCUUCAAUAUUGAUCCCUACUAAGAUGUUAAUCAAAAUAUUUGGGUUAUUGUAGGAUUACCUUUUAAAAAAAAUAAUGAAAAUUUAUUAUUUUAUGCUAUAAAUAUUACCUCUAAAUAAUAGUUUAAAUUGCUCUCUGAUUAGAAGAAAAUAGUCAAAAAACAAGUUAUGCUCUCUAUUCAUAUGAAGAUUAAGAAAUCGUUGGAAUAGCUGUUAAUGGAAGCAAAUCCAUACUAUUUAAAUGUAUUCAAUUAAAUUAAUAUGUUUGGAGUCGGGGAUUAAUUAAGUGGAGAUGUUUAUUUAUGGAGUUUUAACACAGUUACUUAAUAAUUUGAAUUAUUUAUGCAUUUCCAAUCUCCUUCUUAUACAGAUAUUGUAAGUAAUAUUCAGUAUAUAGAAAAGACUUAGGUUUUAUUUAUUUAGUUUUACUAUAGCAAUACAUUUUUCCCUAUUGGAUAAUGUCUUUAAAAUUUGACUAGUUGUAACUCGAAAUGCUAAAUGUAGUUUUAUUUUAAUACUACUGAAACUACUGACGCUAUAAGUCUAUAUGGGAUAGGUUCUUUUGAAUAGCCUUUUACCACUUCUUUGAGUAUAAUUUCAUCUUUACUUUUAGUUUAAUAAUAUUUCCAAUUAAUAAACGGAUUUGAAAUUCUAAACGUUUAUAUAUUAGUGAGUAACUAAAAUUAGAUGAUAUUUUACAAUGAACUGUUAACUUUAUAAGCUUUUGCAUCAACAAAUUUAACAAUUUAGAGCUGGAAUAAUAAUCAAUUAGCUUAAAUUAAUGUAAAUUAGUUGCUCCAAUUUUCGGGCCUCUUUAUGCUAAACCUUGAUGAUAUACUUAUUAAUUUUAUUAUUAGUAGCUCCUAAUAAAAGUGUGGGGUAUAUUUCGAUGGUAUUAUUUCUAGUGCUACUAUAGAUAACAUAAGUAUAUCUUCAACAGGUAGUUAAUCAGAUUGUUUCUUUUUUUAAAUAAAUAAUUCUUACUUGACGAUUAAAAAUAUAAACAUAAAAAGUUUAGAUUUUUCAAAUACAUCAACGUUAAUAACAAUCCUUAAUUCUAAAUAGAUUGCACUUUAAAAUAUUCUAAUAGAUAGCUGUAAAUUAAGUGAAAAAUUCAGUAUAUUAACCUAAGAGAGCGAUGUAAAUGUUAUUAUUGAUACUUUUGUAAUUUAAAAUAAUCUAUGUGACAUAAAUUAAAUUUACUAUCCACAAUUCUCUGGUUAGCUAUUUGAAGCUGGUUAGUUCAAUGUAGCUAAUAUGACAAUAUCCAAUAAUCAGUUUUGUAAUUUAUAGAUAUUCUCAACUGUAAGCACAAUCGAACAAAAAAACUAUAUUUUUUAGUUCUAGAAUAUAAGAAUGUACAAUAACUCAUUUUAUACAACAUACAAUUAUCUCUUUUUUGAUGCUAUUUAUUCAAUAAAUCCUCUUCCCUAACACACUUUAAAUAUGAGCUAUUUAAAUUUCACUGAUAAUUCUUACUUUCCCUCUUCUUAAGUUUAAUCUGACAUAUAUCUCGGAAUUACUUAAUUAGUUCUAACUGAACAAAUUUUGUCAGUUUAAAUAACUGAAGUUACAGUAAAAAACCAAUAAGAAAUAGCAUUUUGUUCAUUAUCCUAAUCUUCUAUAGUCACACUUAGUAAUAUUUCUUGCUUAAAUGAAAAAAAAUUUUUUAAUAGUUUAGUCAAUAGAGAGUAUGGUGGAUGUUUAAUUUUGAAUGAAAUAAAAAAGAUUAGCAUAACUAAUCUAUAAUCAAUCUAUAUAAAAGGAAUAAAUAAUUCUAUUUUGGCAAUAAUAAAUUAAGUUUACACAAAUUCAGUAAUAAAUUUAUCAAAAGUAGUUAUCACAAGUUCAUAUUUUGAAUAAAAUUAAACUAUCUCCUAAGCAAACCCAAUAUUAAUUACUUCCUCUUAUACUUCUAAUAUAACAAUAAGCAACUCAAUUUUUAGCUAAAAUAGAUUAAAUGUAAUUCCUAAUGCAUAAACCUAUUCAACUUCUGCAAUUCAGAUAAUUAAUCCAUUAGGUCCUAUAUAUUUACUUGAUAACCAAUUUAUUAAUUCAGUAUCUAGUAGCAUCUUUAAUUUUCAAUAUAUAGUUGGUCUUAAUAUAACUAUCAUUAAUACUAUUUGCAAGCAAUCUUCAUUUAAUAUCACAGAUAAUACAACAACUUUAAUAUAAUAAGGAGGUUGCUUAAGAGCUAAAUCAAGCAAUUUGUAAAUUCUUUCUUCAAAUUUUAGCCAAUCCACAGCAAGCUAAGGCUCGUUUAUUUACUUAGAGAGCCUUAGUUCAGAAACAAAUAUUUCGAUAGAAAAAUCUUCAUUUAUAGAAGGCUAUGCUUAAAAGGAUGGCGGUGCAUUUUACAUAAAUUUAUAAAACUCAAAUUUAGAUUUUGUUUGUAAGUAAUCUAACUUUAAUAAUAUCUAUACACUCAGUUCUUAUUCUUCCUCGAUUUCAAUAAUAUAAUCAGAAAAUUAGAAUUUAUUAAACUAGAUUCUAUUCUAUUAAGGAGAGAUAAUUAAUAUUUUAGGCAAGGCCAACUCAUAUCUUUUGAAUAUCUAAAAUUCUAAUGUUACUCUUUUGAAUAUUCAUAAUAAUAAUUUUAACUAAACUUAUCCUGAUUAUUUGAAUCAAAUGGCUAAGCUACCUGACAUCUAAUCAGUGUCAUUUUUCUAACUUUAAAAAUCAAUGUUAUCAAUUGUUGAUUGUGGAUUUUAAAAUUUAAUAAUAAAAAAUUUACAAAAUACUUCCCCUCUUCUAAUUAAUAGUAUUAGUACGAGUAUAAUAAUUUAAAGAUUAAUAAUUAAAGACUCUACUUUUUCCACAUACUUAAUUAGUGUCAAUUAAGGAUCUCUAAGAAUUGAAAAUUCUUAAUUUAUUAAUAUAAAUUAGAUAUCUUCAAAACGAGUAUUACAAUCAUAGAUUUAUCUGAUAAAUUCAGGAGCUCUUAUAUCACUAUAUUAAUCUAAGCUAUAAAUAUAAUAAUAAACAGUAUUUUAGAAAAUAAUUUGCAUGCUAUGCUUUGGCUCUAUACUUUAGUUGAAUUAAACACAAUUUUUUAUAUCUGACUCUAUCUUUUUAGAAUCAAAAGCCAAUAACGGUGGUGCUAUUUCAGUUAAUGGUUUGGUUUCUAAUCUUAAUUAUAUACAAAAUACUAAAAUGAUUGGAAAUACUGCCAUAUAAAAUGGAGGAGCUAUGUUUUUAAUGGCCUAAAAUGAUGAUGCUUUUACUUUAACUUUGUCUAAUUGCUAAAUUACUGACAAUCAAUCUUUAAAUGGAAGUGGUGGGGCAUUAUUUAUUAACUCAGAAAGUGAAUCAACAUAACAGUAACAGAUCAAAAUUUAUAAAACAAACCUAUCAAAUAACUAAGCAGUUAUCGGAGGAUGCAUUAAUAAUUUAGGUAUAAAUCCAAUUAUAGAUUCUUAAAGCACAAUAUUGAAUAACUAAGCCAUUCUUUAUGGAGAUGAUAUCAACUCUUAUCCUGAUCAUUUAAGUUUGAUAAUGACUACAGAUUUAAAUAAAUAUUUCAAUUAGUCAACUAAUUCUUUAGCCUUAUCAAAUAUUAAAAGCGGAGCAUAAAUUCCAGAUGUUAUCUUUUAGCUAAGAGAUUAAACUGCUAAACCAAUAUUUCCAUUAGAUGCUGAUAAAAUAAUGAUUUAAGCAUAAUUUAGCAGCAAAACAAAAAAUAUAUCAAAUUAUUACAUUAGAGGAAAUUCUACAGCAUUUAUUGAUUUAAAAUAAAAACAAUUUAUUUUUUAAGGUUUGUAAUUAGUUGGGAUUCCAAAUUCAUAAGCAAUAAUUGAGUUCAAAUCUGAUGUUAUAAAAAUUUUAAAUAAAUAAACUAAUUAAUUUGAGUCUAACUAUUCUUAUGAAUUAGAAGUUUAUUUUAGAAGUUGUAAAUAUGGUGAAAUUCAGAAUUUUUAUAAUACAUUUACAGAAUGUGUUGUCUGUGAAUAAGAUAAAUACUCUCUUGAUACACAAUAAUGUCAUGUCCUUCUGGAGCAAAAUGCAAAAAUGGAAUUAUAUAUGUAAAUUAAGGAUUUUGGAGAAAAAAUGAAAGUAGUCCUCUAGUUAUAGAAUGUGUAAAUAAGCCUUCAAACUGUAUUGAAAAUACUUAUGGUAAUUAAGUAUGUUUAUAAGGUUAUAUAGGACCUCUAUGUGAAGAAUAUUUAUGGAAGUUAUUGGGGAGAAAGCUAUUCUAAAGUUGGAUCUUAUCAAUGUGGGUAAUGUAAAGAAUUGAGUACUUAUUUGUGGAAAGCCAUCUUAACAAUAAUCUGGACUAUAUUUUCAAUUCAGCUUGCUAUAAGAGGAGACCUAGAGGAAUAAACAAUUAUUGCUGUUUAAGUAGCUCUGAAAAGACACUCAUUAAAGAAUAAUCAAAGUACUUCCUCAAAAGAGACUAAAUAUUAAUCUAAAUUAAAUGUCAAAUAUGAUAACCAAAAAGAAAAAAUAUCUCCAAAAGAAGAAAAAGCUUGCGUUUAUAUUAAAGUAUUCACAAACUAUUUAUAAAUUAUAGGAUCAAUUAUUACUUUUAACAUAAAAUUAACUACAGAUAUAUUUGAUACUUCAUAGUAUUUAGGAACACCUGUAAGAUAAUAAAUCAAUUCCCUUGACUGUACAUUAAAGGAGAUAUAAACAGAUAUACCAAUAAUAUAUCUUAGACUCCUAUUUACUCUAAUUGUCCCAGUUGGCUAUUUAAUGACGUUUGUGCUUGGUUUAAUUUUAUAAAGGUUAUUUACAAAUAAAAAAGUUCAUUUAUAUUCUAUUUGUACGGUUGCGAUCUUUAUAUUUAUUUUAGUUUAGCCUGAUUUAGUUUCUCAAAUGAUAGCUAUUCUUUCAUGCAGAAAAAUUGGAGAUACUAGUUAUAUACUCUACAAUAUAGAUUAUGAAUGCAAUACUAGUCAGCACUAGAAAUAUAGUUCUACCUUAGUAACUCCUUGCUUAUUAGUUUUUGCCUUUAUUAUACCUAUUGGACUUUUUUACAUCCUAUACAAAAACAAAAAUGACUUGUAAAGCAUAUAAAUCAAUAAGAAAUAUGGCUUUUUAUACAGAGAGUAUAAAAGCAAAAAAUAUUAUUGGGAAUUCGUGAAAAUUUUAGAAAAAAUUUUAAUCAUUAUAGUUCUUAACUUCUAUUCCCAAGAUAUUAAUGUUAAAGGAGUGCUAAUGUUUAUGGUAAUUACUCUCUAUGGGAUAGCAUCUAAUAUUUUAUAACCCUAUAGUUUGAGUGGGUACAAUACAGUUGAUUUCUAUCAAACAAACGUGUGUGCAGUUUCUGUAUUACUUUGUUUAUUCAUUAAUAAUAAUCCCUUCAAUUAUUUUGUGAUCACUUCUAUUAUAAUUAUAAUCAUAAUUAAUGCUUGGUUUAUAAUUGUAAUAAUUAAAAGAGUUAUUAUAGGUCUUUUAAUGUAAUUUAAGGAUGUUAUCAUAUAAAUUUCUUAAAAAUUUUCUUUUACAAAGAAGCUUGCUCAAAAGUUUUAAAAAUAAAAAUUAAAUCCAUAAUUGAAAGCUAAGAUAAAAAGAAUUCUUUAAGAAUUUUUAAAUCUUAGUGAUGAUCAAAAGUAUGAUCUUUUAUUAUCUGGCUUAAAGAUAUAAAUAGGUAUUAAAACUCUUGUUAUUUUUUAUAUUAAAUAAAAUUUAAUUUAUAGGUAGAGAUCAUAAAAGACUGUUUAAAGAUUAGUAGAUUAAUUAAACUAUUAAAUAAAAUAAACUAAAAAACUCAGCUACUGA